GCGCACUUUUUCCUCAAAGUGCUCUUUACGCAUACAGGUAACCCAACACUGCUUUCAGCUUUAGAGAAGAUGACUUUUUACGAUGGCAUUUACCCGUUUUAUCCACUACAAAGGAGACCGUUCAUCAUCGACACAAGCUUACUGGUUGCUAUUCUGGUUUUCUCGGUUUUGGCUGUCAGUUUCCUCCUCAUCCUGCCGGGAAUACGCGGCAAAUCGAGACUGUUCUGGAUGUUCAGGAUAAUAAUUAGUUUAUUCAUUGGAGCUGUUUUAGUUGCGCUAAAUUUUACUGGAGAUUGGGCCGAAGCCAGCGUGAAGGCCAAUGCCUCUUACAAGUCCUUCAGUAAUGCAGUGGUAUCAGCUGACGUGGGUCUGCAUGUUGGACUGUAUGGUAUCAACAUCACACUCAGAGGAAACCCUGUAUCGCAGAUAAACGAGACUAUAGACUACAAUGAAAUCUUCAGUUGGUCCGAAAAUAUGGAUGACCAGUAUGCCGAUGCGCUGGAGAGGGGUCUGCCCAACCCUAUCCUUUACAUCGCUGAGAAAUUCACCAGCAACAGCGCUUGUGGACUCAUCUAUCAAUACAGAUACUCUGGACGGUUUGCAUCAGCCAGUCUGUGGACGUCUUUUUUCUGCUGGCUGGUGGCCAAUAUCCUCUUUUCAAUGCCCGUCAUCCUCUAUGCUGGGUACAUGAUGAUAGUCACGGCCACUUUCAUCUUCUUCUCCAUGGCUUCCUUCUCAACGAUAUACAACACAUACCCAUGUGACUUCAAUAUUGGCGCAGAUUCAUUUAGGACAAACUACAGCCAUUCCUUCUGGCUAGCUUUGGCAACGGGUUUACUGAGCGCUCUUAUUGGUUUGAUGGUGGUGUUGCUGGGUUAUCUAUUUCCUGUCAAGAUGAGGGAGGCGUUCAGUGUGGCCUUGGAUAGUGAGGAUGAGGAAGGUCACACUGAGGAAGGCUACCUCAACAAAGGCUUUCUAGAUGGAGUGAUAUGCGAUGACAUCAAUCAGAUGAGAAAUAGCAAGGAACCUCAGCAGAUCGAUACAUUAACGCAACUCUGAGUCAGUUUUCAUCCACUCACACUACUUGAACAUCUGAGAUUGAAAAGCUCAGAGCAGCUCCAUAUAAUUUAUAGACUUUGUAAUGUAUAGUAUUUGUGUUACUGUCUCUCUUGUACCUGCU
This is a messenger RNA of Paramisgurnus dabryanus, 1180 nucleotides long. It is a transcript of the gene duoxa, whose product is annotated as dual oxidase 2. Lineage: Eukaryota; Metazoa; Chordata; Actinopteri; Cypriniformes; Cobitidae. The record is from RefSeq and is a predicted model, not a curated record. Gene Ontology annotation, cellular component: endoplasmic reticulum membrane. Gene Ontology annotation, biological process: protein transport.